Messenger RNA from Poecilia reticulata (guppy), 4557 nucleotides. Its product is annotated as metabotropic glutamate receptor 7-like. The record is from RefSeq and is a predicted model, not a curated record. Gene Ontology annotation, molecular function: G protein-coupled receptor activity. Gene Ontology annotation, biological process: G protein-coupled receptor signaling pathway. Gene Ontology annotation, cellular component: membrane. Lineage: Eukaryota; Metazoa; Chordata; Actinopteri; Cyprinodontiformes; Poeciliidae.
CGCGCACACUGAAACCUCUCAUUCAUUUCGCCCUUAAAUGCGACCGGUUGCAGAGACGGGGAAAAAAGAACAGCCGCGGAUUUAAUUAGCUGGGUUCUCUCAGUCCUCUGCUCAGUGAUCGCUCAUUUGCGCGGGUAUUAAUCUUUCUUUCUUUUUCUUUUCUUUUUUUUUUGUCUUACUGUCCCUCUCUCUCGCUCUAUCCUGUGCUCUCCCUUUCUUUCUCUCUCUGGAGGCUGAGGAGAUGAUUAUGCACCCAUGGGAGACAAACACCACAGCCGAGCCAAGCUUCCCUGCGCUUCCGUGGAGUUGUUAUGGCCGGGAAGAAUGUCACCCACUUCUGCCGGUGCACAAUUUUCAUUUUGAGCGCAGAUUUUGAGAGAUAAUCACUGCCCCCUUCCUUUUUUUUCCCCCCCCCACCCCCACGGAAUUUGCUUGAAUUGCGAUUGUUGAGGUAUUUCAGAUUUGAGCAGAGAGCGGCUUGCCUGUGUUUCCAACAGCCAGUUAAUCUUCGGAGUGUGAUCACUGAUACUGUCCGUCUAAUGGAUGGGGGGAGCUGAAUUACUGUCGGGGGCUUCACUAUUCAACAAGCUGCGCUGCUCGCUCCUCCUGGCUGCACAGCGAUGGGCGCAGUUUGCCUGAGCCUUUCAUUCCGUCUCUCUUCUUCGGCCCAGCUUGUUGAAUCUCCACCUUGGUGACUAAAAUGGAGAUUUUCUAACAAACUUCAAAAAUCAUCAUCAGUCGACUCCGUCUUUGCUACAAAAGUUGAGCAUGGCGCGUCCGGGUGUUUGCGUCUGGAGGCUGUUUUGGCUCCUGAGCGCCGUGGUGGAUUUUGCGCUGCUCCAGGAGACCUACGCGCCACACUCCAUACGGACACAGGGGCACUUGACCCUCGGCGGACUCUUCCCGGUGCACUCCAGGGGACCCGACGGCACGCCGUGCGGGGACCUGAAAAAGGAGAACGGCAUCCAGCGCUUGGAGGCCAUGAUGUACGCGCUGGACCAGAUCAACCAGGACGAGCAACUCUUACCCAACAUCACCCUUGGCGCACGGGUGCUUGACACUUGCUCGAGGGAUACGUACGCGCUGGAGCAGUCCUUAACUUUUGUGCAAGCCCUCAUCACAAAGGACACUUCAGACGUGAGGUGCACGAACGGGGAGCCGCCGGUGUUCGUCAAGCCCGAGAAAGUGGUGGGAGUGAUCGGAGCCUCGGCGAGCUCGGUGUCGAUUAUGGUUGCCAACAUCCUACGCCUGUUUCAGAUCCCUCAGAUCAGCUACGCGUCAACAGCCCCGGAGCUGAGCGACGACAGGCGUUACGACUUCUUCUCACGGGUGGUUCCUCCAGACUCGUUCCAGGCCCAGGCCAUGGUGGACAUCAUCCAAGCCUUAAACUGGACCUACGUCUCCACUGUUGCCUCAGAAGGCAGCUACGGGGAGAAGGGAGUGGAGGCUUUCACCCAGCUCUCCAAGGAAGCAGGUGGAAUCUGCAUUGCCCAGUCUUUGAAAAUCCCCCACAACCCCAAGACGGAAGAUUACGACAAAAUCAUCCAACAAUUGCUGGAAACCCACAACGCACGGGCAAUCAUCAUCUUCGCCAGUGAAGAAGACAUACGAGGAGUUCUCAAUGCCACCAAGAGGGCCAACCAGGUGGGCCAUUUCCUGUGGAUUGGAUCCGACAGCUGGGGGUCCAAGAGCAGCCCGAUCCACCAGCUGGAGGACGUAGCAGUGGGAGCAGUCACAAUUCUGCCCAAACGCUCCUCCAUUGAAGGAUUUGAUGAAUACUUUACGGGUCUCACCCUGGAGAACAAUCGCAGGAAUGUGUGGUUUGCGGAGUUUUGGGAGGAAAACUUUGACUGCCGGCUGCUCAGCGCUUCCAAAAGAGAGGACAGCAGCCGCAAGUGCACAGGCCAGGAGCGGAUUGGGAUUGACUCCAAGUAUGAGCAGGAAGGGAAGGUGCAGUUUGUGAUUGACGCUGUGUAUGCUAUGGCCCACGCGCUGCACAACAUGCACAGAGACUUAUGUCCCAAUCAUCCUGGCGUCUGUCCACAAAUGGAGUCCACAGAUGGGAAGAUGCUGCUCAAAUACAUUCGCAACGCCAGCUUCAACGGUAGCGCAGGCACAUCCGUUGUGUUUAACAAGAAUGGCGACGCUCCAGGACGCUAUGACCUGUUCCAGUUCCAGGUGACCAACUCCUCCGGCCCAGAGUACAAGGUGGUGGGUCAGUGGGCGGACACCCUUCAACUCAGGCUGGAGGAGCUUCAGUGGCCAGAUGGGGAGCAGGAGGUGCCCAACUCCGUGUGCAGUCUGCCUUGCAAAACCGGGGAGAGAAAGAAGAAAGUGAAGGGCAUGCCAUGCUGCUGGAUCUGUGAGCUAUGUGAUGGCUACCAGUACCAGUAUGACGAGACCUCUUGCAGAUUAUGCGCGUACUACAUGAGACCCAACUCCAACAGAACAGCGUGCCAGCCCAUCCCCAUCAUAAAGCUGGAGUGGCACUCUCCUUGGGCAAUAAUCCCCGUCUUUCUAGCCAUGCUUGGAAUCAUUGCCACCAUCUUUGUGAUGGCGACAUUCGUGCGCUACAAUGACACCCCCAUAGUGCGGGCAUCUGGCAGAGAACUGAGCUACGUGCUGCUAACUGGCAUCUUCCUCUGUUACAUCAUCACCUUCCUCAUGAUCGCCAAGCCUGAUGUAGCUGUGUGCGCCUUCAGGAGGAUCUUCCUGGGCCUUGGCAUGUGCAUCAGCUACGCGGCCCUCCUCACCAAGACCAAUCGGAUCUAUCGGAUCUUUGAGCAGGGCAAGCAGACGGUCACGGCCCCUCGCUUCAUCAGCCCGACCUCACAGAUCGCCAUCACCUCCAGCCUCAUCUCCGUGCAGCUUCUCGGGGUGCUCGUGUGGUUCGCCGUUGAUCCGCCGAACACAAUUGUCGACUACGAUGAGCAAAAGACGAUAAACCCCAUGCUGGCUCGAGGAGUCCUUAAGUGUGACAUCACAGACCUGCAAAUAAUCUGCUCCUUAGGCUACAGCAUCCUGUUGAUGGUGACCUGCACCAUCUACGCUAUCAAGACCAGAGAUGUACCAGAAGACUUCAAUGAAGCCAAACCCAUCGGCUUCACCAUGUACACUACUUGCAUAGUAUGGCUGGCUUUCAUCCCAAUUUUCUUUGGCACAGCCCAGUCAGCGGAGAAGCUGUACAUUCAGACAACCACCCUGACUGUCUCCAUGAACCUCAGUGCCUCAGUCGCACUGGGCAUGCUCUACAUGCCCAAGGUGUACAUCAUUAUCUUCCACCCUGAGCUGAACGUGCAGAAGAGGAAGCGUAGCUUCAAGGCUGUGGUCACCGCUGCCACAAUGUCAUCCCGUCUGUCUCAGAAACCCAGUGAGCGGCCCAACGGCGAGGCCAAGACCGAGCUGUGUGAGAACCCUGCUGCUGACCCCAUGAGUCAAGCCACAAAGAAAACUUAUGUGAGCUACAACAACCUCAGGAUCUGAUCUGCUUAGAAACACUUUGUCCUCUGUUUGUGAUCAGAAAAAAAAAAAAAUUAAAUAAAAGCAAUGAAAGCUGUAGGAUCCGAGAACGAAAGACAGACAGAGAGCGCAGGCAUCCCAGCACCACCUGCGGUACGUAUGCACUCCAAGACUGUGGAUGGCAUCCAACCUUCAUUCAGACAUGAUGCAUGAGUCCUAACAGAUACGAACAGAGCGCUGUACCUGUGCGACUGUGUCGGAACCAAACCGCAGGUUGUAAACUUGUGAUGUGGCCCUCUUCUCUUUGUCUGACGGGGAACGCAUUGCCUGCUGAAAAAGGGGGUCACUGUGAAAGAGGACAAACACAUAAAAAUGGACCGUUGAUCUGCUUCAAGAAAUUUUCUUUUGAAAUGUCAUUAAAGCCAUAUUCUCUUGGGGUGUCCAUUAUCUGAUUUCUGUUUUGUAUUGUUUAAGUGAUUUUUCUUCUGUGCCUCUUUUUUUCUCUUGGAGUUGAUUUAAUUACCUUGAACAGCGAUCUCUGCCACACACAGCAUUUUGAUUUGUCAACGUCAACUCUGUCCCAGAUGAUUUUUACCGAGUGAUGGGCAUUGUGAGUAUAUUUUUUUGUAAAUAUUUGAGAGUAUUUUCAUGUUUGAAGAGCACAGAAAUAAAUAUCCAGUCUUUGUUCAGUUGGAUUUGGAUGGUAAAAAGCACCACAAAGUGUCCACUUUGCAUGUGCCAAUGUAUGUCUGUUCUAUUUGAUGUAAACUAAACAAACAAAAAAAAAAAAAAUCAUAAGAAAAAUAAAUUCAGAAAAUGAUGAUGAGCUUCUGCAUCCUUCUGCGGUUUUUUAGUUUUUGUUUUUUUUGUUUUUUUGUUUUUUUUAAUCUUUACCAGAUGUGAAUUUUGUUAGAUUAUGGAAUAUGGCUUUAAGGUGUAACUGGAAGCAUGUUUGUUUUAUAUAGUUUUGUACUGGGUUUAUUUUGCCUAAUUAAAGUGUGGGAAACAGUCACAUCGGAGCAAUCAUGCAAGUAUGUUGUGAUGUCUGUCUAAUUACCAACAUGUAAUAAAAUCAUUUUGUUAUUGUUUAUACAAUGA